Calypte anna (Anna's hummingbird) is the source of this 2194-nucleotide messenger RNA. RefSeq names its product mitotic spindle organizing protein 1 (gene MZT1). Lineage: Eukaryota; Metazoa; Chordata; Aves; Apodiformes; Trochilidae. Gene Ontology annotation, biological process: microtubule nucleation by interphase microtubule organizing center; gamma-tubulin complex localization; mitotic spindle assembly. The record is from RefSeq and is a predicted model, not a curated record. Gene Ontology annotation, cellular component: interphase microtubule organizing center; centrosome; gamma-tubulin ring complex. The coding region runs from base 24 to 242 and encodes 72 amino acids. The transcript is spliced from 3 exons.
GCGAGGGGUGGUGCGGGGUCGCCAUGGCGAGCAAUGCCGCCAGCCUCAACGCCGUGCGGGAGACGAUGGACGUUCUUUUUGAGAUUUCAAGAAUAUUAAACACUGGCCUGGAUAUGGAGACAUUGUCUAUUUGUGUGCGGCUUUGUGAGCAGGGGAUAAAUCCAGAAGCAUUGUCAUCUGUUAUUAAAGAACUGCGUAAGGCUACAGAAGCUCUAAAGGCUGCUGAAAAUAUGACGAGCUGACAUGGGAGACAAUUUCUGCAUGAGAAGAAUGCCAAGUUAAAGUUAACAGAGACUGUGAAGAUUGCUACUCUUAAAAAAAAAAAAAAGCAAAAUAAGUGUGUACAAAGGUUUCAGAAUAUUUCUGUAAUCUUAUUGAAAAGGAUGAGGUGCAGAACAGCUGUGAAAAGUUUGUUUACGAAGAUUAGUUCACCAAUAAUCACAUUACUUGGUAUUUUUUGUGAAUUUGCUCUUCUUUGACAACCAGUAUUUUUUAAACUGUCUCAGAUGCUGCGUACUUGCUAAAUUUACUAGUGUGUAGCAAUGAAUAUUGUUAUGAGUGCAGCUUGUUAAUUCAUCCUUUGGAACUGUUCAUAUAUUCUGGUUUUUAUCUCUUGCUCUGAAAAAUUGCAUAUACAAUUUUAGUUUUGCUUCAUGCACCAGAUAGGAAUGAAGCCCCUCCUGACUUUAUCUUAAUUAGAGUAAGGGUUGUGACUGAAGUCUCACCCUGCAAGUAAGAAAUAAAGCACUUUUGAUAACAUAGGCAAUGAAUUGUCCUUUUGAUUCAGCAUGCUGGAAAAAGUAUGUUUAACUUGGAUAACAGAAGGACUUCAGCUGUUUGUGCAGAAAUGUAUGUAAAUUUAGAUUCUAGAUUAUGUGGAAUAUUUUAUAUAGUUCAGAUGCUACAUUUGUUGCAAUUUUUUAUGACUACUAGUUAUGAGGAGCAUUGGAUUUUGUUGGUGGGAAUCCAUGGCUUUUCAAAAGUAAUUUGGUAUAGGAAUGUCCCAUUCAGCACUAGGAAUCUUCACUGAUGCCAAAACAAAUGUUUAUUGUAUAAACAGUAAACUCUAUCAUGGUACUUUCCAGUAAAUAUCCUUAACAUCCAGGAAUUCUAUUUCCUAAGAAAAUGUUUUUUUGUGUAUUCCUCAUUUGCCACUGUUUAAGCUUUUUCAGUUUUUUUGUUAGCAUGGUUUCAAGGUAUAGUGUUACUGGGACUUAAACUAACCUCCAAGGUUAAAGAAGUGGAGCACAUUUGGAAAUUUUGCUUAAUUUGGAAUCUUGCUUAAGCCAAAUUGUAUUUGUGCAGUGAGAAAAAGUUCUUUCUGUUGCGAGUUUACCUCAUAUGCUCUCUAGGUCAUAGCUCUACAACAAGUGAUCAAGGAUGCUGAAUAGUUGCUGGUGGAGACUAGAAAUAAUAUACUGAAUCACUUUCCCUUAUUUCUAGUUAGCCUGUCCAAAAAAAAUCAUUGCAGGAGGAUACUUUGAACUUCUGGAUAACCAUGCUGGGGACUUUUAAAUGGUAUCAGUUUACUUGCUCAUAUAAACAGUUAAAAUCCUUUGUAAAUUGGUGUUGUAACUUCAAGUUUAUAGCUUUUGCAUUCUGUGUGUAAUGCUUUUUGAAAACAUUAAGGUAUCCCUAGUAUGAAAUACAAAUAUGAAUAGAUACCAACUAUUAAAUUUAUUUUGGGAAAUCCGAAGUCAUUUAAGCAUCAUGAAAACACCAGGUUAGGUCAACAAAUAAGCAAUUUGCUCUUUUACUUAAUUUUAUUUGGACUCUGAUACAUCUCAAAAAUGAGACAAUUGGGUAGCGUUCUUGUUUUCAGGAGCCACAUCUGAGUUUGUGAGUUCUGACUUGUGAAACACUAAACUCUGAAUGCUUUAUGUAAACUGUAGCAAAUUUGCCCAAAAUAUGAAAUCCUAUUAGAAUGCAUGUUUCUGCAGGUGCUUUUUUUUCCCUCUGUUACCCGAUCUUUGCACAAUCCAGGAAUUCUGAAGACUUCUCUUGAAUGUCAAUACUGUGCAGUUAUGUAUUUCUAACUUGUUAGUGUUAUUUUAGUUUUGGUUCUGUGUCCUAGAAAUGCUUAAAAACCACUUACAAAUGCAAUAUGAGAGCAAUUUCUAUGUAAUUCUUUAUUUGAGUGAGCUGCACCAGCAUUUUACCAUCAAUAAAUUUACUGGUUUUAUACACUUGGACA